Molecule: messenger RNA, 1515 nt
Organism: Rhinichthys klamathensis goyatoka
Lineage: Eukaryota; Metazoa; Chordata; Actinopteri; Cypriniformes; Leuciscidae
Gene: ccr9a
Product: chemokine (C-C motif) receptor 9a
Exons: 3
Coding region: 136-1242 (368 amino acids)
Biological process (GO): G protein-coupled receptor signaling pathway; chemotaxis; immune response
Cellular component (GO): membrane
Molecular function (GO): chemokine receptor activity
Source: RefSeq, a predicted model, not a curated record
UGCAAAACAGACGUUUCCCAGACGGCGCCAAAAACAACGUGAAAGUGAUCAUAGUGAUCGGGAAGGCAGCAGACAGCAGCUCAUCUCUAUUACUAGUCCCUUUUUUCUCCAAGAUAGUAAAAACAGAGAUCAACGAUGAACAUAACCGAGGUUGUGACGGCAUUCACUGAGAAUAUGACGUCAGAAUAUGAUUAUGAUGAAUCAUCCACAACUAUGGGUGAUUAUGAGGAUGGGUCAGUGUGUGACAGAUCGGCAGUGCGACAGUUUCGAAGCUACUAUGAACCUGCUUUCUAUUGGAUAAUUGUCAUUCUGGGAGCCAUUGGCAACUUUCUGGUGGUCUGGAUAUACACAUACUUCGCAAACCGCUUGAAGGCUAUGACGGACGUUUAUCUACUGAACCUGGCUCUGGCAGAUAUGUUCUUCCUCUGCACUCUGCCCUUCUGGGCCGCCGAUUCCAUCUACGGCUGGACCUUUGGCUUGGCUCUCUGCAAAAUCGUCUCUGCCAUUUACAAAAUCAACUUCUUCAGCAGCAUGUUUUUACUUACCUGCAUCAGCGUCGACCGCUACAUUGUGAUUGUCCAGACUACCAAGGCUCAAAACUCCAAGAGGGUCCGUCUCUUGUACAGCAAGCUCAUUUGUGUGUUAGUCUGGAUCCUGGCGGCCUUGUUGUCCAUUCCAGAGUUUCUCUUUGCCCGUUCGAAAGAAGAUGACGAGGGCAAUCACUUUUGCACCAUGGUCUACUGGAACAAUGAAAACAACCGUACUAAAAUACUGGUCCUGGUUCUCCAGAUCUGCAUGGGCUUCUGCAUCCCUCUCAUAGUGAUGAUCUUCUGCUAUACCAACAUCAUCCGCACCUUGCUCAAGACGAGAAACUUCCAGAAGCACAAGGCCCUGCGGGUCAUCAUGGCAGUUGUGGCGGUGUUUGUUAUCUCUCAGCUCCCGUACAAUGGCAUGUUGGUCUUGGAAGCCAGUCAGGCAGCCAAUACGACAAUUACAAACUGCGAAGAGGUCCAGCGCUUUGACAUCACCGGACAAGUUUUGAAAAGCCUCGCCUACAUGCACAGCUGCCUAAACCCGUUCCUUUACGCCUUCGUUGGAGUGCGUUUCCGAAAAGAUGUGAUUCGAAUUUUCCACAAUCUCGGCUGUCGUUCAACCAUGAAGAACUCCAAGGUGUUGUUGGGAAGCCAUCCCCGCCAAUCUGUCAUGUCGGACACAGACACCACCAAUGCGCUGUCAUUGUGAACAGGGUCAGAUCACUGUCAGUGAGGUUUGCUUAGCAAAAGCUUCUGUUUUGCUGCAGGUGCUUGGCAUCUGAGUUUCAAAACAGAAGUUCGAGGUUCCAUAAGAGCUCUUUGCAUGCUUGAAAACAUGCUGCAUGGUGGAGGGCUGAAGUUACCUGCUCACCACAAUGAGAUGGCUGCAACUUUGAAUAUUGCAUAACAAGAGUUUUCUCUGUUUGACUGGGCCAUUAAAAUGAAAGUCAAAUCCUGAUCAAAUAAUUGUGUACUGUAUUAA